Messenger RNA from Etheostoma cragini (Arkansas darter), 3909 nucleotides. It is a transcript of the gene tspan9a, whose product is annotated as tetraspanin 9a. Lineage: Eukaryota; Metazoa; Chordata; Actinopteri; Perciformes; Percidae. The record is from RefSeq and is a predicted model, not a curated record. Bases 754 to 1779 code for a protein of 341 amino acids. Gene Ontology annotation, cellular component: membrane. The transcript is spliced from 8 exons.
GGAGGGCGCCGCUCUUGUUGAGAGAUAGGGAAUGCCUGCAAGUUGCGUCUGCCGAUAAUAGCACAUCAGCCAGAGCGCUGCGAUUGGGAGAGCAGAGCGCUGCCAGUGCGGAGGACUGAGCCGCUGAGCACAGAAUGGUACACUAGAGAAGACAGGCACACUUAGAAAGAGACAGAGAGAGACAGAGAGAGAUAGGUUGAAGGAAGAGAGAGCGCAUCAGAGCACGCUGAGGAGAGGCGGACAGGGAAGGAUCAGUGGAGAGUGGAUGGGAGAAAGGUUACCAGGUCAGCAAGAGAACGUGGAAGUGGAGCAGCUGAUGCUCACCAGGGGGUCUCUCUUGCACCGGAACAGCCUGGCAGCACAUGAGGAGAGGGAUUUUAGGACUGGAUAGAGGUACUGUAACUUCCUCCUAAGAAAGACAGUCCAAAGGCGAUGGUAAUGCUUCUCACAGGACUUUUCUGCACGGCAACUUCAGGACUAUCACAGCAAGACAGCAGCAGCAAGCAGAACACACUUAAUCCUGCAGAGACGCCUGAUAUGUGCAGUUCCACUCAGUUCUGUGCAGACUUUCUGACCCAGUUGUGUGCUUCGAGGUGGAUGUAGUUGUGUCUCUGUAAGGUUUUUUAUCCUUUCUUUUUGUUUUGCUUCGGAUUGCAAAGCAGUGGAGACUUGUGUUGUUCUGUCCUUUCAUCCCUGAGACUAUGGUACACUGUGCGUCAGGGAGCCCUUCAUCAGCAGCUGCAGCCCUAGAGCAUGGAGAAGUCCAGCAGUGAGGAGUCAGCUAUUCACCGUAGCCCUUCCGUAGAUAGCCGUGACUCAGAUUUUGGCCAAGCCUCCACGUCUGGCCGCCCGUUUGGUGGCCGCGGCUUCACUGCCGGUGCAUUCUACGGCUCCACGGGGCCGCGCAAAAACGCACAGCAGGGGCAGGCUACAGCGGCAGCUGACGCCAGCGCAGGAGACAAGACCGCCAACAAGUACAGCUCACCCAAAGGCAGCAAAUACGUGGUCUUUUACCUGGAUCUAUCCUUUGUGUUCCUUUUAGAAUUCAAGAAGUGCAACAUGGCAAGAGGCUGCCUCUGCUGCUUGAAGUAUAUGAUGUUCAUCUUUAAUCUCAUCUUCUGGUUAUGUGGCUGCGGGCUGCUAGGCGUGGGCAUCUGGCUCUCUGUGUCGCAGGGCAGCUUCGCCACCUUCUCGCCCUCAUUCCCCUCACUGUCGGCUGCCAACAUGGUCAUCGCCAUCGGCGCCAUCGUCAUGGUAACAGGCUUUCUCGGUUGCCUGGGUGCCAUCAAGGAGAACAAGUGCCUGCUUCUGAGCUUCUUCAUUGUCCUGCUGAUAAUUCUCCUGGCAGAGCUGAUAUUGCUCAUCCUGUUCUUUGUGUACUCAGAUAAGGUGAGUGAGAACGCCAAGCAGGAUCUCAAGGAUGGACUGGCUCUCUACAACUCAGAAAACAACAUAGGCCUGCGAAAUGCCUGGAACAUCAUCCAGGCAGAGUGGAAGUGCUGUGGCGUGAUAGCAUACACCGACUGGCAUGAAGCCCUGCAGGAGAAGAUGGUACCUGACCGCUGCUGUCAGGAGCAUUACCAGGACUGUGGCCAUAACUCCACAAACAUGUUCUGGAACAGGGGCUGCUUUGAGAAAGUGGAGGAAUGGCUGGAUGACAACAAGCACCUGCUGGGAACCAUCGGCAUGGUCAUCUUGGUAGUGCAGCUCCUGGGCAUGGCGUUCUCCAUGACGCUGUUCCACCACAUCCACAGAACGGGGAAGAAGUAUGACGCUUAGACUUGGGGAUGGAGGCACCCAACUGAGAGGAGCUGCACUGCCUGAUGGCAUAAGACUUGGAUUGAAACACCCCGGCUACCCCCCCCACUUUUAACCUCUUUAGAGCAUUGUCUGCCCCUUUCCCAGACCUUCUGUACAGAUUCCAGUUGUGUUCCCGCUCUGUUCUGCUCUCUCCUCUCACCACUCAUUUUGCCAAAGACUUUAACACAACUGGAAAAGAAGAGACGUCUACUUUUGGCAAGGAAGAGAACCCGGUUGGUUGUCAAUCCUCUCAAGUACAUUUCUAUUUUUAUUUUGUUGUCUUUUUUUGCUUGGACUAACAAUUUGCUGGAAGGACGGACGUUGAGACAAUGAACACCCCCCCCCACUGCGAGGCAAAGAGAACAUAUGAAUUUGAUAGUACCCUCCACCUCUUGUGGAGCUUUUUUCCCUCAUUGAUUGACCUGUAAAUGAAAGAAGUUCCAACAUGGCAUGCUAGUUUUUUACUCUACUUAUUUACCUUUGUCGUCAAAAAUGUCAAACACCUUCAUUUUUUGUCUUAUUUCUUGAUAUGUCAUCAACGCGAAUGUGGUAUAGAUCAGUGCAAUGAGCUCCCAGCUGUGUUUGUGUGUGUGUGUGUGUGUGUGUGGGGAGGGGGGAUUUGACGUGACGCUGCAGCGGUGGGGCACAUUCAUGUCGAUAUGUUUAAUGUAAUACAUGAUUCAUAUUUCUUUUUAUUCGGCAAUAGAGGUAAAGGAUGGGUGAUGGUGGAUCGUCAUGUAACUUAUCAGAGGAUUUAUUUUACACCAAAUACUGCAACAUCCUCUGAAUUAUAAAUUGUAAUGCACAUAUCUGCCUGUGAACACACACACACACACACACACACACAUAUAUAUAUAUACACACACACCAGCAGUAUUCCCGUUCCUAUGAGACAAUACAAAUGGUGUAAAAUGGCUGUUUAUUAGGGCUCCACCAGGACUGUCAAGUGAAGAGAUCUGAGAUAUGUAGUUCCCCUUUGAGAAUACAGAGUGUGUGCGUGUGUGUGUGGCUUUGCGGGUGUGUUUUAUCACAUUGUCCAAGCUGAAGAAAGAAAAAAAAAACAAUGCCUACUGUAGAAACAUGGAGCAAAGCAAGGGCACAAGGGGCAAAAUCAGAACACAUGUCUCCCUGCUACCAUCCAUUGUGUUAGCGUAGGCGGCUAGAGACCUGCUCUCCUAUAUUCUUGAGCUCUCAUCCAUUUGCACUGCCCUCCUUACUCUUCCUCACUGUGGCAGUCAACUCCUCCCUGCCUCCAUUUUUCUUUUUUUCACCCUAAUUUUCUUCCCACAUGUAAGAAAGCAAUGAGCUUUAUGCUCCACACGUGCACACAAUAUCUCUGCUGACAUUCCUGCUCGUCACAUCACAGUCUGGUUUGCACUGGUUUUAUGUAAGCUUCCUUUUCCUUUUUUUAGCCACAGUCGAGGGGGGGUGGCGGAGUGUAGGAGGAUAAAAGCAGAGACAGAUAGGUAUGGCUACAUGCCCUAAAGUAUAGGACAUGUCUGUUUACUGCUGAUUCACUGCAGGAGGCCUAAAACAUCCGCCUGCAUCCUUAAGACUGAAAAUACUGCAUCUGCUGUGGCGACUUAAAGAAAACGUCCUCCAGUGUGUCUGCUCUCGGCUUCGACGUUUCUGCGAGCAUGUGAGUGGCGGCAGUGUAAAAUAUAUACUAAAAACAUAUACUCAACAAAGUGAACGGAAUACAACAUUUCAACAACAGGGCAAGAAACAAGCAGUCAGCUGAUCAGACAGGUUGUGAACAGUAUAACCAAAUUAGCAACCAUUUGUUUUCUCUUCCAAAUAAUAAUUUUGGUUAUUGUGGGGAACCUAUAUUAUCAUCUGACUGCUCCGGUUCCUUUGUAGAUAAUCAGAAUAAACAGGCCUACCAGUAGGAAAAGCACGGGUGUAAAUAAUGAACUAAAUUAUGGCAGAGUUCCAUUUAGCUGCUUUGAUUUCAGAUUCCUGGUGUUGUGCGAGGAGGCAUCAUGUCUGGGGUAAAAAGAGGGUCUGCAUUUGCCGAAAGGCUCAAUAGCUGGCACUUGAUCAUAGAACAUGGGGAUGAUUGAUUCGUUUCACUGAGGCGUUGGGUCGGGAUAUAUUUUACACACAAAA